AUGGCCAAGAAGAAACACUGGCAGCCUCCCCCACAAACUCACACAGUCCAGGAGGUGAAGCCAGAGGCUAGUCCGAACGUGGGCCACAGCAGGCUGGUAGUGAGCAUCAUUCCACUCUGCCCUGAACACUCUUGCAGGGGUAGAAAGCUGGAAGGGGUAGAAAGGGGUAGAAAGCUGGAAACUUCUCUCAUGGAAUCUCAUAACCUGAGCUCUUCCUCUCCCCUCCUUUCUCUCCCUCCCUCCGCUCUCCCUGCCUCCCUCCCCACCUCCCUCCCUCCCUUCCUCUCCUCCUCUCCUUCAGCCUUCACCACAGACUUGGGGGCCACCAGAGAGGCCACGGUUUCCUGCUUCCCAGCCUUCUCCCCCACCGUGUCUACCCUCCUGGCGCCGAUCCUGGGUAUGGAGUUCAUCCUGGGCCUGGUGGGGAACAGCUUGGCGCUCUUCAUCUUCUGCUUCCACACGCGGCCCUGGACGUCGAACACGGUUUUCCUGGUCAGCCUGGUCGUUGCCGACUUUCUCCUGAUCAUCAACCUGCCCCUUCGCGUGGACUACUACUUCCUGCAGGAGCACUGGCGCUUUGGGGCCACCGCCUGCAAGCUCAACCUCUUCAUGCUGUCCACCAACCGCUCGGCCAGUGUGGUCUUCCUCACGGCCGUUGCACUCAACCGCUACCUGAAGGUGGUGUGGCCCCACCACAUGCUGAGCCGGGCCUCCGUGUGGGCGGCCGCCAGGGUGGCCGGGGGGCUCUGGGCCAGCAUCCUGCUCCUCAACGGGCACCUGCUCCUGGCUGCCUAUACCGACGGCUCCUGCCUCAGUUACCGGCUGAGUGCGAGGCCCUCGGCCUCACUCCACUGGCACCAGGCCCUGUUUGUGCUAGAAUUCUUCCUGCCGCUGGCCCUCAUCCUCUUUGCCAUUGUGAGCAUUGGGCUCACGAUCCGGCACCGCAGCCUGGGGGGGCAGGCGGGCCCGCAGAGAGCCGUGCGCAUGCUGGCCGCGGUGGUGGCCGUCUACACCGUCUGCUUCUUGCCCAGCGUCGUCUUCGGCAUGGCUUCCAUGGUGGCCUUCCGCCUGCAUGCCUGCCACGCCCUCGACCUCUGCACACAGCUCUUCCACGGCUCCCUGGCCGUUACUUACCUCAACAGUGUCCUGGACCCCGUGCUCUACUGCUUCUCAAGCCCCAACUUCCUCUGCCAGGUCCAGGCCCUGCUGGGCCUCAGCCAGGGCUGGCAGGGCCCAGCCAGUGGCGAGAGCUCCUACCAGCCCUCCGCCCGGCACCGGGAGGCCUCUAGGAAGGCGCAGGCUGCAGAGAAGCUGCAGGUGGAGGUCUCGCUGGAGGGCCUGCUCAAGUAA
Molecule: messenger RNA, 1350 nt
Organism: Odobenus rosmarus divergens (Pacific walrus)
Lineage: Eukaryota; Metazoa; Chordata; Mammalia; Carnivora; Odobenidae
Gene: OXER1
Product: oxoeicosanoid (OXE) receptor 1
Exons: 3
Coding region: 1-1350 (449 amino acids)
Biological process (GO): G protein-coupled receptor signaling pathway
Cellular component (GO): membrane
Molecular function (GO): G protein-coupled receptor activity
Source: RefSeq, a predicted model, not a curated record